This is a messenger RNA of Colletotrichum navitas, 1104 nucleotides long. Its product is annotated as Anp1-domain-containing protein. Gene Ontology annotation, molecular function: alpha-1,6-mannosyltransferase activity. Gene Ontology annotation, biological process: cell wall mannoprotein biosynthetic process; protein N-linked glycosylation. Gene Ontology annotation, cellular component: mannan polymerase complex. NCBI's taxonomy places the organism in Eukaryota, Fungi, Ascomycota, Sordariomycetes, Glomerellales, Glomerellaceae. The record is from RefSeq and is a predicted model, not a curated record. Bases 1 to 1104 code for a protein of 367 amino acids. The transcript has 2 exons.
AUGGCUCGCCCCAUGGGGUCAGUUCGUUUGAAAAAGGCGAACCCAGUGACCCUCCUUCUUGGCGCAGUGCUGUGCAUCUUCAUCAUCGUCUUCCUCGUCGGGCCCUCCAAGUCGAUCACGGCAGAGCCGUCUGGUACCGCCUCUCACCACCUAUCACCGCCAACCGCGCCCUAUCGAAAGAAGGCAAAGGGCGACACAAGGCCACCGCCGGUCGUCCACUACAACCUCAACAAUGUCACCAUCACAACCGAUCCCAUUGGCAACCGCGAGUCCGUUCUGAUCUUGACGCCAAUGGCUCGUUUCUACCAGGAGUAUUGGGACAACCUGCUGAGCCUCAGUUACCCCCACGACCUUAUUUCGCUCGGCUUCAUUUUGCCCAAAACCAAGGAAGGAAACGCUGCGACGGCGGCGCUGCAGGAGCAGAUCACCAAGACUCAACGCUCAGACAAGAACCGCUUCAAGAGCAUCGUCAUACUACGGCAAGACUUCGAGCCGGCCAUUGCAUCCCAGGAUGAGAGCGAGCGGCACAAGAUGGAGAACCAGAAGGCCAGGCGGGCAAGCAUGUCCAAGGCCCGCAAUUCGUUGCUGUUCACCACCCUAGGACCCCAGACAUCCUGGGUGCUGUGGCUUGAUGCCGACAUUGUCGAAACGCCGCCGUCCCUCAUUCAAGAUCUGGCAUCGCACGACAAAGCCGUCAUUGUCCCCAACUGCUUCCAACGGUUUUUCAACCCCGAGACCAAAAAGAUGGAGGAGCGACCAUACGACUUCAACAGCUGGCAGGACAGCGAGAUAGCACAGAAGAUGGCCGAGACAAUGGGCCCCGACGACAUUCUACUCGAGGGUUACAAGGAUAUGCCAACGUACCGUGCAUUGAUGGCGUAUCUAGGCACUGAUGAAAACGACAAGAAGAUGGAAAUUCCCUUGGACGGCGUUGGCGGCACUGCGUUACUCGUCAAAGCGGACGUCCACCGCGACGGCGCCAUGUUCCCGCCCUUUUCCUUUUACCACCUCAUUGAGACGGAGGGUUUCGCGAAAAUGGCGAAGCGCCUGGGCUGGCAGCCGUUCGGGCUCCCAAACUACAAAGUCUAUCACUACAAUGAAUAA